AUGCCGUCCCUGCAGAAUCUUCCCGAUGAAUUGCUGCUCAACGUGAUCAACAAACUUUCGGUAUACGACGCCAUGGCCUUGUCGAAGCAAAGCCGUGGAAUACAUGCUCUGUGCGAUGUGAAAAAUCUUCAGAAAUAUCAUCAAUCGAAGUUUGGCAGAGAGAAGUACCCGCAGACCCAUGAAGCUGUACUCCAAGCUGGCCUAGACACAUUACUUGCCAUCUUACGAACUCCCUGCCUUGGAGAUUAUCUUCGCCGUGUGGACCUUUACGGAACUGGAAUGAUUGAAUUUUGUGCUUCCCCCGAGGAAAUCGACAGACUCAAGCAAGCAAUCCUAGGCGCCGGCUUCCAAGAUGCACAGGAGCGCGAGUCAAUUUUAUCCAUGCUUUCACGCAACCCUGCUAAAUUCCAAUCUGAUUCAAGCACGGAAGCACUUCAGUUCAAAGAUGCCUUCAUUACGCUCUUGGUUGCAGCUGCCCCGAAUCUUGAAUUCAUUUCAAUGCAUCCAUUACUGGAAUACAUUCGAUCUUCAUCUGCUGGGAAUUAUGAAAGGGUGAAUCUUCUCCAAAGAUUGUGCUGUCGGGCCUCUGCGUCUGCAGACUUCCACCCAGACGAUAAGCUUAACGAGUCCAAUGAGUACGUUGAAGAUCCAUAUUAUCAUCGUCUCAAUAUGGUCCGCAAACUACCGGCUGUUGAAUCGCUGGUAACGUGGAGCAAUGAAGCCGGAAUACCACCUCCUCCCCGUUCCGUCAACUACAGCAAAAUCAGCUUUACACAUUCUGUAAUGGAAAUUUGGGAUCUUUGCCGUAUUAUCAAAUCCGCCAAGGCCUUGAAAAGUUUUAUUUCCACCAUCGGUGGUCGUUUAUACCCUGAGGGUGGCAACCCCGUGUUAUGCGCGACUCCGAUAUUCGUCCCUUUGGAUGCAUCGCCAGACUCUAGAAGAUUUGAAUCUGGAUCUAGAGAGCCAGACACCUCGGCAAGACUUGGAUAUCAAUCCCGUCAAGAAGAUAGGAUGACCGAAGAGGACCGAAAAGAUUAUGAGGAGCAAUGGGCAGACGAGCUACUGGAGCUAGCCGCCCCAGAAAUCGCACCCUUGCGCGUCUCCCUGAAAGACUUUCCACAGCUCAAGAAUAUCACUCGAGGUGCAGGAGAUGGCAAGAAGCAGCUUGACUCAAAGUCUUUCAAUCUUGUUGAUCAUAUCCCGUCUACUCUUAAGUCUCUCCGGAUUUACGGGCACGGACAGCCCGCAGAUACUCCCUAUCUGGAUUACGAAUCUGAUCUAGAUGUCAAUGCCCAAAUUGAGCAACUGGCGCGACUGAAGAUUUUUGAAGGCGUUGAUCCUUGUAUUCCAAAUGGCAGGACUGUGGAUGAAGGGGCGGAUGAAGAUGAUCUAGAACUUUUCUGGAAAGAUCCAGAUGACAACAGGUUUGAUGACAAUGUCAAUCUAGAAUCAAUGCUGUCAGUGUAA
Messenger RNA from Penicillium canescens, 1467 nucleotides. Its product is annotated as F-box protein. The record is from RefSeq and is a predicted model, not a curated record. Gene Ontology annotation, molecular function: protein binding. NCBI's taxonomy places the organism in Eukaryota, Fungi, Ascomycota, Eurotiomycetes, Eurotiales, Aspergillaceae. The transcript is spliced from 8 exons. Bases 1 to 1467 code for a protein of 488 amino acids.